Tarenaya hassleriana is the source of this 988-nucleotide messenger RNA. Its product is annotated as RING-H2 finger protein ATL80-like. The transcript has a single exon. Lineage: Eukaryota; Viridiplantae; Streptophyta; Magnoliopsida; Brassicales; Cleomaceae. The coding region runs from base 200 to 775 and encodes 191 amino acids. The record is from RefSeq and is a predicted model, not a curated record.
GAAGAGCAAAGGUCUGAUUUUACAAAAUUAACCUUAAUCGAUAGCGAUAUUUACUAUCCAAUGCCACCGAACUUCCUCUCUAUAAAGCCUCAAGUCCCCUGACUGUCCAAAGAACACUUGGAUUCAUAAACUCUUCAUUUCUCAGAAUUUUCAAAAAUAUUAAUUAAAUAAUAAAUCAAUCUCUCUCUCUCUCGCUCCGAUGGCGCGUCUUCUCUUCCGUCUUCUUGGAGAAACCGACUCUCCGCCUCCUCCUCCGCCGGACAGCUCCGCCUCGUUAAAUUCCGACCUCGUCGUCAUCCUCGCGGCUCUUCUCUGCGCCUUGAUAUGCGUCCUCGGCUUAAUCGCCGUAUCUCGAUGCGCCUGGCUCCGCCGUUUCACCGCCGCUGAUUCAUCCGGUCAGGCUCCUUCUCCUCCGCCGCAUCCAGCGGCGAACAAGGGGCUGAAAAAGAAGGUCCUCCGAUCCCUCCCGAAGCUGACGUACUCGCCGGAGUCUCCGGAAGCCGAGAAAUUCGCCGAGUGUGCGAUCUGUCUGACGGAGUUCACCGCCGGCGACGAGAUUAGGGUCCUGCCGCAGUGCGGCCACGGCUUCCACGUAUCGUGUAUCGACACGUGGCUUGGGUCCCACUCCUCGUGCCCCUCCUGCCGUCAGAUCUUGGUGGUUGGCAGGUGUCAGAAGUGUGGCGGGUUGCCCGGUAGCUCCCAUUCGUCCGGAUCCGGGUCCGAACACGAGACCCGGUUCAAGCACCAAGCAGACGAUCCCAACUUCUUGCCCUGAUUCUUUUUCUUUUUCACUUCGUCUAUUAUACAAAUGUGAUUUUUAAAAAUCGUCUUCCCCGUAAUUUCAGAGGGUAAGUUUAAUGUGUAAUGUACAUGUUUUAUUGUAAAGUUUUUAUGUGAUAAAUUCAAAUCGAUAGAUGAAAAAGUUCAAACGAUUUGUCUUGAAAACUCGCUUAGUUUAUGAAAAAUACAGCCCGCAAAUUCAUUUUUU